AGGGGGCGCGCCGGGGGCCGGGCCGGGGCUGCGCCGCCCGCUAAUGAAACACAGCACGCCCCAAACGUGAACUCUUCCCCGUCCCGUGCCAGACGCUCGCUCGCGUCCCGCUUGCGAUGCCGGCUGCUCCCGGUGCAGCUGUUGUGGCAGCGCUCGGCACGGGGCGGGGGCGGCGGAGCAGCGCGCUCGGUGUGUGACAGCCAGAGCCGCCGGAUCGCUCCGCCCGCCGCAGGACCCUGGACUACAACCCGGAGCCUGCCGGGAGGAAGCGCAGGGACGCACCGCAGGAAGCGGGCACGGCGGCGCCGCUGUAGCGCUGCCGCGGUCCCGCACGGCCGCCCCUGAGUCACCGGAGCGGCUUGUGCGGGGCCGAGCGGCGGGGCUGGGCCGGUACCUCCUCCGGCCUGCUCUGCCGUGCUGCCCGUGACCCCUGGGAAGCACAGCCCGGCCGGAGGAAGCGGCGAGAGCGGCGCCUGCGGAACGUGAGCGGAGCUGUGGGCGAGGGGCGACGAGCGGGGCGUGCGGUGCGGGCGGUGCUGCCGCUGCCUAUCGCUGCCUCUUAACAGCGCCCCAGCUACUACGGGAGCUGUUAAGAGGUGCUGCCCGCCAAGGGAGGGGACCCCCUUCGAGAACUCUUUUUCUUGGAACGAGGAUUAAAAUACUGAUUCAAAGAUCACAAACACCUGCCCUGUAAAAAGAAGCCAGAAAAACAAUCCUACGUGGCAACAAUGAGAGCUUUUGAGAAGGAACCUUCUCUCCUUUUUGCUUCCCAGUUAAGGUAGAGCUCCUGCAAUGCUGAAAACACUGAAUUUCAGUACAAAUUUGCUUUCUACUUUCAACUGGAUAGACUUGGUGAGGUGUUUUCACUUCUGUAAGCUUCCAGGAAGAGUUAUGGGAAUCCGCCUACUGCGCUUCACCUCUGUGGUGAUCAUCGUCUUGCUUCUUGUGGCAGGUGCUUUAACAGCUUUGCUUCCCACUAUCAAAGAUGACAAAUUGCCCAACUCGAGAAGGGAACCAAAAACCCAGACUCAGUCUGCCCUGGAUUCAUUUACUCUUAUUAUGCAGACAUACAAUAGAACUGACUUACUGCUAAAGCUUUUAAAUCAUUAUCAAGCAAUCCCACACCUACAUAAAGUAAUUGUUGUGUGGAACAACAUUGGUGAGAAGACACCAGAGGAAAUGUGGAAUUCCUUGGGGCCUCAUCCUGUCCCUGUUGUCUUUAAAGUUCAAACUGUAAAUCGGAUGAGAAACAGACUACAGAAUUUCCCUGACCUGGAAACAAAAGCUGUUUUAAUGAUGGAUGAUGACACACUAGUCAGUGCUCAUGACCUUGCUUUUGCCUUUUCCGUUUGGCAGCAAUUUCCAGAGCAUAUAGUGGGAUUUGUUCCUAGAAAGCACAUUUCUACUCCUUCAGGCGUAUACAGUUAUGGCAGCUUUGAACUGCAAAACCCUGGAUUUGGGAAUGGAGAUCAGUAUUCUAUGGUGCUUAUUGGUGCAGCAUUUUUUCACAGUGGGUAUUUAGAAGACUUUCAACAGCAGCCAGAAGCAGUUUACGCCUUAAUAGAUGAAACUCAAAACUGUGAUGAUAUUGCCAUGAAUUUUCUGGUAGCCAAACAUACUGGAAAGCCUUCAGGAGUGUUUGUGAAGCCUGUUGACAUAAGAAAUUUAGAAAAAGACACUAACAGUGGCUAUUCUGGAAUGUGGCACCGAGCAGAGCAUUUGUUACAGAGAUCCUACUGUGUAAAUAAACUCGUUAAUAUUUAUGAUGGCAUGCCCUUAAAAUAUUCUAAUAUCAUGAUUUCUCAGUUUGGUUUUCCUAAUUAUGCCAAUCACAAAAAUAAAAUGUAAGCCAACAAAUUUAAGGUGUUAAAUGUUAAACAGUACUCAGUGAAUUGUACUGAGUUCAAGGAGAGAAGAAGGUGUAAUUACUGCAUCUUGACCAUCCUUCUUUGUAGCCUCUGAUUUUGUCUCCACUAAGCUUUUUAUGUAUUUUCUUUCAUUUCUAACUAAUUCACAAAGGUAAGUUUUGAGAAAACUUAAAGAAUAUAUAAUAAUGCUUAGCUGUGAUAAAAUCAUCCUCUUUCCUUAAAACCUGAAAAGCUACUCUAAUUAAUUAGGUCAGUUCUUCAGAAACAUGCAGACAAGAAUGCAUUCCUAUUCUUCAGAGCUUAACAUUUGGAUUUUUUCCCCCUGAAUAUACAUAUCCAGUGAAAUAAGGUCUAGGCAUAUUUGUGACAGUUAUAUUUUGAGAUGCUUCCUUGCCUUCCCACUCCUCACCUGCUCCUACCCAGUUUCCAGUGAAGCUGUAGAAGAGCUACAGUGAACUGCUGGCCAGGCUUCUGGCCUCUGUACAAAACCCUCUUGAAGUUUGUAUAUAAGCUACUUGGUGUUCUGAGAUGUUCUUGAAGCUGCUAUGAAAGCCAGAAAAGUACCUCACCUUAAUCUCAGAUAGUACUUAAACCAUUGCCUACAAUAUCUACUCCUGCUCGGUUAAUGGAAAAUUAUCUGAUGUGGCUUUUUUUUUUUCUAUUAUUGAUUUGCCUGGAGUUGCUGAAACACUGCAAGCAGCUGAAGGGUAAAUCCUAGAGGCUGGAAAUAUAAGAAACAUGAAUACAUGAAAUAUGAAACUUAUAUAAGCAGCCAGAAGAAGAGGAUGGAAUAUUACUUAUUAAUAUUCUCUUUAGUACUUAGUUUUAUUUUGAUAUUUUGCAUAUAUGUUGUUACAAAUAUGCACCCAGGAAAAUCCUCAAUUAGUUAAAAAUGUCUUAUUUACAGUUCCUAGUAAGAGCAGGGUGUUCAACAUUUAUUACACUGUACAUUUUGUAAUUUUACACGUCUACUGGUUUUUUAGCUUCUCUUUCAAUGAGUAUUUACUUUUUAGUUCCUUUUUUCCUCUGUUUUGCUGGCUAUGACAACAGAGUUGAAAUGUACAAUAAAUGGGUAAAGCAUUCUGAAAAAAAAGUAUUUUAAGGUACAGUGGUGUUUGACAGGGAUGGACUAUUAUCAGUCUCUGAAUUCCCUGACAUUAUUUAUAGCAAGAAACAGAGCUGCUGUUAAUGGCUUUUGUUGGAUUGGGACUCUGUAAUUCUGGAAACCUUCUAUUGACAUAGACAGGGCAAACCUUUUCCAAUGAAGCUGCACAAGGACAAGGGUUGGGCUUUUUUUUUUUUUUUUUUUGGGGUGUGGAGUGACACACAGUGGUUUUCCUGGGUCACAGAAUCAGAUUUGGCAUCCAAAGCAGAUUUAGUUUCAUCUGCAUCAGCUUUUAAUUGAUUCUUAGAAUCAGUUCAAAGGUAGCUGUGGGCAGCCAGUCACAGCUAAUACCUAGUACACAAAUAGCAUCUGCACAAAUGGUAUAUAAUUCUGUCAUUUUUUGUAAGAAGUUAGCUGAACAAAGAGUGAAAAAUAUGACAAGUUCUUUACAGCAGGGUGUGAGUCUUUGGGGGGAAUGAAGCACUCUUUUGCCUUGUUCUACCAGUAUUAAAGGAUUUGAUUUUUGUUCAGUGAAGUCUUCCCAGUACUUUUGUAAGAUUUAAAGGGCAGAAUCUUAACAUGGCAAUGUAAAGUCUGCUUAAUUUUGUUGUAAUAGUGAAAAGCAGUUUUUAAUUAUUGUGCUGUAGUGCUAAGUAGUAUACAGGUCUAUGAUCUUUCCAGAAAUGCAAAUUUCUAUGAUUUCUGUGCAGUAUCAACUAGAGUUGUGAAGACUCACAGUUGUUGUUAACCUUAUUUCUGAAAUGUGAAAUGAACUGUCAAUUCAGCCAAACCUUAGUAUUGGGCUCUUUGUUGGAGUGAAGAAGUUGUUUUGUCUUCUGAAUCAGUGAAAGAAUUAACAGAACAAGCUUUUAAUGAUACUGUUAAAUUUAAUUUGCACCAUUGUAAAAUAAAAUACAGAAAGCAGA
Pyrgilauda ruficollis (rufous-necked snowfinch) is the source of this 3899-nucleotide messenger RNA. RefSeq names its product exostosin like glycosyltransferase 2 (gene EXTL2). The record is from RefSeq and is a predicted model, not a curated record. Gene Ontology annotation, molecular function: glycosyltransferase activity. The transcript has 6 exons. Gene Ontology annotation, cellular component: membrane. Bases 793 to 1848 code for a protein of 351 amino acids. NCBI's taxonomy places the organism in Eukaryota, Metazoa, Chordata, Aves, Passeriformes, Passeridae.